GAAACUUCAGUGCCUCUGAGUGGGCCAUUGAUAACCCACCCGAGGGUCGUCCUGACUGCAUAGGGCCCGUCACCUCUGCUGUUUAUUAUCUGCCUUGGUUCCAUGGCUCUGUAGACGUCGGUGCCAAUAAGCAGGCCAACUUCUGCUUCAGAGGCGAAUUUCACGCAGGUAAGGCCACUGAUCCACGUCUGCCUGCAGAGGUAUGUUUUCUUUCUUCACUGGUAAACUUGGUUGAGUGAAUACCUGUGGAAGCUCUAUGUAAUUCAUUUCUUCCAAGCCACAUACUUCCAGAUCUGUGAGUGUUCACCUUUUUUUCAGAUCCCAUAGUAGUAAGCAUUAUUUCUGAUUUCCUUCCUCGGAGGUUUAGCUGGUGCAUAAGAGUGUUGGUGCAGAAGGUUGCUGUGCUUCCUUGGUCUAAAAACGUAUAGACCUGCAUUACUUUGUUACUGCUUUUGCACUUUAUCUUUACUGGUACAAUGGGAAGAAUAGCUUUUUUGUUACCUGCCCCAGUGUGGCCUCUGUUUUCAUACUCCGCCUCUACAAAAGCACUUGUCACCUCUCCAGUAGCUUCAGUGAUCCUACUUUCGUCCGUCUCCUGCAGCAUUGGAGCCUCCUUUGUGACAUGCAAAAUGCUUGGAUGCACACCCGAACACUCGUUGCAUUUCAUCCUUUUGCGGCAACUCUUACUCAGAUGACCUGGUAUAAGGCAGCCAAAGCAGAGUCCCUUUGUGGCCAGAAAUCUUGAUUCUGUCUUUGGGAUUCUGUUCUUUUAUUUUCUCGCAGACCUCUAAUGUAUGACUCCUUUUGCAGUAGAUGCAGGGACUUUGAAAAGCAUCAGCUGAUCUGGUUGGACCUUUGCUCUUCUGUUGUGGCUGCUGAGAAUCACUGUGUCUUCCAGACUGAUCGACAGCUGUAACAAAGCUAUUUUGGGGAUUACUUCUCUUAAUGUUUACCUUAGUCUUCCCCUUUUCUUCUAUACUGAGGUCCAGGAUGUCUCCAAAUAGAGGGUCAUUGAUAACUUCUGCUUGCCAGUUGAUGAAUUCCACUACGUCAGAAAAUCUGGCUCUUCUUCCUGAUCUUGUAUGGAUUUCAUAUGCUUGAUUCCUCCACCGUUCUUUCAACUUAAAGGGCAGCUUUGAGAUGACAGUCUUCAUAUUACUAGGAUUAUCCAACUCUGUCAUGAACUCCAGGUCACGCAUUGUGUUUUUGCAGCCCGUUAGGAAUAAGGCAUACGCAUGAAGAGCAUUUCUAUCUUCUGUUUUUAUCUGUGGCCAUUGAAGAGCUUUCUGCCGACGGGAGUUCCCUGCCAUCCUCACGUACAGGUGAGUGCUCUGCUAUGUUCAGUGAUUUAUGUGUAGUGUGACAUUGCACUCGGUGCUGUCACUACUGUUGUCCCCUGUCAGGUUGGCCUGCGACAAAGCGGUGAUCAACGCGUUAAAGGAGCGCACGCUGGGCAACAGCGGCACUCGCCUCCACGCCACCCUGGUGGUGGAGCACACCACGGCAUGGCUUGACAAAGUAAACAGUUAUUUGGGUGUGCUACGUAAGCUGGAGGUUCAGCAGUGGCAGGCGUUCCCUGAAAUGCACCGGGUGCCCGGCGUGUCCUGGCUAAUUGGGGUCUACGUCCGUGACGCCAUCUCCAGGUUGCCCGAGACCAAGGCCAGGAUCACCUCUGUGUUUGGCACCAUCUUGCAGAUGGAUUCGACCAAGAAGGUCACCAAGAGGCUCGCAGGAGCCGCCUGGUCAACUAAUGUCGGCAACGAGUACGGGCAGGUGCUCAUGUCUGUCCUCACUGCGGCAGAGGGGGAUGGACUCGCACAGAUGGCGGCGGGACUGAUGCGCCGAUACAGUGACGCGGGGCAGGCCCCUCCAAAGGUCCUGUAUGUGGACCGGGACUGCUGCACCAGCGUGGGACAGUCACAGGUGAGGCAGCUGUUCCACAAGUGGCCUGAGCUGGUGGUCCGUCUGGAUGUGUGGCACCUCAUGCGGCGGUUCGCCAGAGGAGUAACCACCGACGCCCACCAACUGCACGGCCUGUUCAUGGGGAAGCUGUCCUACGCCAUCUUUGAGUGGGACGCGAAAAAUGUGGCUCGCCUGGAGCAGGCCAAGCAGUCCCAGGAGGGAGCGGACGUCACACGAGGGGCGCGGAAGAGACGCGACGGCUCAUCCAGGAGGUGCUGGACACCUUCUGGACCAUGGUUGACACACUGGGCGUCCCCUUGAUCGAUCGUGCCAGGAUGGAGGAGAUCUGGAGGACACAGCGGCGACACCUGGACUGCAUCCAGGACCCCCCGGGUCUGGCGCUCUACACUCAGACGGGUGAGAUCACCAAAGGUGGGGUGAAGCUCCCGGUCUACCGGUGCGCCAGGGGGUCCACAUCCCUGGAAUCAUUUCACCUGCACCUGUGCCGCUUCAUCCCAGGCACGUCUGCCAGCGACGUGCACUUCCAAGUGUACCUUCUGGAGGGCCUGGCGCGAUGGAACGAGGACAGGGGCAGGGCCUCCGUCGAGGGAGGCAACAAGUCGGCUCUGCGGUGCUAUAACGCCCAACUGGUGCAAAGUGUCAACCAAGUUUCUCAGGAGCUCAUGGGCAAGA
This is a messenger RNA of Synchiropus splendidus (mandarinfish), 2595 nucleotides long. RefSeq lists its product as uncharacterized. The record is from RefSeq and is a predicted model, not a curated record. Lineage: Eukaryota; Metazoa; Chordata; Actinopteri; Syngnathiformes; Callionymidae. The coding region runs from base 1351 to 2223 and encodes 290 amino acids. The transcript has 3 exons.